CCGCAAAUGCCACAAAAAGGCGGACUGUAAAGUUAUGGGCCAAAAACCACCCCGGCUAAUCGAACGAGCCACCCGCAGAGAGUUUUUGCGGAAACUCUAGAGAGUGAGAGGAGGAGACUGGGGCGGGAAAGAGGAAACCUCUCCAUUCAAUGGACAUCUACUUUGUUUCCAGUUGAAAGACCUGCUCUAGCACUCUGGAUCAACAUCAAAAGGAGUGGCUAAAGUGAACAAGAGAUGGCCAGUAAUCAUAAACCCCCUUCUGCUCGCCCUAUUUCACGAGGAGGAAUUGGGUUGACAGGAAGACCUCCUUCUGGAAUACGGCCUCCAUCAGCAAGUGUUCGAGUGGCAACUGGAAUGCCACCUGGUACAUCAAGACCAGCUUCUCGAAGUGGUACAAUGGGGCCUGGAGGAGUACUGGCCUCUCAAAUAAAAGUUGCAGAUCGUCCAGUAACACAGCAAGGUUUAAGUGGAAUGAAAACUGGAAUGAAAGGUCCCCAGAGGCAGAUUUUGGAUAAAUCUUAUUAUCUUGGGCUACUUAGAAGCAAAAUAAGUGAACUCACAACUGAAAUUAAUAAACUUCAGAAGGAAAUAGAAAUGUACAACCAAGAAAAUUCAGUGUAUUUGUCAUAUGAAAAGAGGGCAGAGACUUUAGCUGUUGAAAUCAAGGAAUUUCAAGGACAACUAGCAGACUAUAAUAUGUUAGUGGAUAAACUGAAUACCAAUACAGAAAUGGAAGAAGUAAUGAAUGAUUACAACAUGCUAAAAGCUCAAAAUGAUCGAGAAACCCAAAGUAUGGAUAUAAUAUUUACAGAAAGACAAGCAAAAGAAAAACAAAUUAGGCGAGUAGAAGAGGAAAUUGAACAAGAAAAACAAGCAGCAGAUGGCAUUAUUAAAAAUAUGUCUCCUGAAAAACAAGUCAAGUAUAUUGAGAUGAAAACUACAAAUGAAAAAUUAUUACAGGAAUUAGAUACACUUCAGCAGGAAUUAGACUCAUUGAAUAUGAAGAAAGAAGGUCUGGAAACUGAAAUAGCACACUCCCAGGUAAAACAGGAGGCUGUACUUCUUUAUGAAAAACUUUAUGAAUUGGAGUCACAUCGUGAUCAAAUGAUUGCAGAAGACAAAAGCAUGGGAUCCCCAAUGGAAGAGAGAGAGCGAUUACUUAAACAGGUUAAAGAAGAUAAUCAGGAAAUAGCAGGCAUGGAGAGACAAUUAACAGACAUAAAAGAAAAAAUUAAUCAAUUUAAUGAAGAAAUUCGGCAGCUUGACAUGGAUUUAGAGGAGCACCAAGGUGAAAUGAAUCAGAAAUACAAAGAGCUGAAGAAAAGGGAAGAAAACAUGGACACCUUUAUUGAGACAUUCGAAGAAAUGAAGAAUCAGGAACUAGAACGUAAGGCACAGAUAGAAUCCAACAUCGUUACACUGUUGGAGCACUGUAGUAGAAAUAUAAAUCACAUGAAACAAAUAUCCUCUAUCACUAACCAAGAACUGAAGAUGAUGCAAGAAGACCUCAAUUUCAAAUCUAAUGAAAUGCAGAAAUCACAAAGUACAGCCAGAAAUUUAACUUCAGAUAGUCAGCGUCUCCAGUUGGAUUUACAGAAAAUGGAACUCCUGGAAAGUAAGAUGACUGAAGAGCAAACUUCUCUAAAAACUAAAAUUCAGCAAAUGACAAAAGAUCUGGAAACGUACAGUGAUUUGCCAGCUUUGAAGUCAUCAGGUGAAGAAAAGAAAAAGAAACUCCACAAAGCAAGAACAGCAUUAUCAAAACGCAGAAAUACAUAUAAGAAAGUAAUGGAGAAACUAAAUUGCGAGUAUGAGACAUUAAAGACUCAACUGCAAGAAAAUGAGACUCAUUCUCAGCUUACAAAUUUGGAAAGGAAAUGGCAACAUCAUGAGCAAAAUAACUUUGUGAUGAAAGAAUUCAUUGCAACUAAGAGUCAAGAGAGUGAUUAUCGGCCAGUUAUGAAGAAUGUGACUAAACAGAUUUCAGAGUACAAUAAAAUCAUUGUGGACUCCCUCCACAACACCAGCCGAAACUGAAUCCAAACUUACUUCGGUGGCCAACAAGUACUCCCCAUACCUGUACUGCUAAGCUAAGAACAAGUUGACUUAUAGAAGACACUGAAAAGGAGAAAAAUAUAGCCUGUCUAUGUAUAGUUAUAAACUACUAUUGAUGAUCUGUUUAUUUAAGUGAAUCCUUGAGAGUACCAUAUGUCACCCUAUUUUUGAAAGCAACAUGCCAAGAGAACUUUUGAAAAUAUAUGGAUUAGUUAUUAAGGUGGUUUUUCCCUAAAAGGAAAAUGUUUACUUUGUCAUGACCUAUUUUAUAUUCAAAUAUAUCUAUAAUAUGAUAACAUAGUACAAUAAAUAGUUGAUAUUUUAAAACUUCCCUCUCUUUGUCAACUAUUUAAUUAAUCUCAAUGUGUUUUCCAUCCAGUUUUUCAAUAAAAAGCAAACAUUUUUAUCAAUCAUAUAUAUAAUUAAAUGUACUAAUAGAAGCAGUAUUUUAUAGCUUUGCCUUUUUGAAGAUAAAAAAUGGGUCUUUAUAAAGAGAACUGAGAAUUAUCACAGCCCUUCAGUCAUUCAAUCUGGUGAUUGAAAGUGCAUUUAUGCACAUUUUUGUGUGUGUGUGUGUGUGGCAGAAUUGCCUCCUUGUAUAGAUUAGGAAUGUGAGGGCUAGACCAGAUCAGAAAACUGAGAAUGGAUUACAAAGGCAAGACUGGGAGAUACAGGAAAAAAGAUGAAGUAAAGACAGGGCCUGAAUACUUUCAAACCUCUUAUCACCUUUACUUAUUCCUCCUACAAAUUCCUCUCACUCUCCCCAACCCCCACCAUUAAUUCAUACUUCCUCCCAAGACUGGGAUUUUAACUCUUUGGAAAAUUUAAGAACCAAUAUAGAUCUUAUUAAAAUUCAGCAGCUUUUCAUUAGGAAAUACAGAUGGAAAUCAGGAAAAUGAAUUCCAGCAUACUUAAACCAGCCUUAUUAAAAGCACCUUGUCCACUGUGAGCAAAUAACACUUUCAUUAGUUGUGUAGUUUAGAUUAUUAAUUAUCUUGAUUCCCUGUAUAUUUCCUGAGAAGAAAGCAUACUGGCAAUUAUGAUUGUGGGCUAUAAUACUCUUUGUCCUUCCUCAUUUCUUAGGAAAGCCAAAUACAUUUGCCCUUACCCUUCACAUUCUUUUUCUUUAGGUAUUUUUUUUUCAUCUUCCUUUACAAAGUAAGGUCCAAGUUAAUUAUUUUAAAUAUUAAUACUAAGGGUUGUAGUUGGUGAACAGGGCUCACAAUUAUAGAACUUCACAAGAGUUUUGUGCCUUAAAUAGGAGUGAAGCAAUUUACCUAGAAAGUAAGUAAUGCAGAGAUUUCCUUCCCCAUUGUCUAAAAUGAUCUGAUCGUAUCAUUCCUGAUGGGGGAAGCAUAGCAGAGAACAAAUAAUGAAAUCAUUUUCCAAAAUAAUUUUUUAUUAUUAUAUAUCAUUCUUCAGAAAAAUUCCAGCUUCCUCAAAAUUAUUUAAUAUAUAGUACCUAAGGAGCACAACUGAAAAGGUUUUCUUUAAGCAAAAAAAUCUGUUAUUGGAGGAAAAUCCUAAUUAAUGUCUCUUCCUUCCUCUCAGAAUGUUUCAGCAAAUCCAAAAAGAAUACAAUUUGCUCUGAUAGUUAGAGAUUGAUAUCCACAAAAGACAGACUCUUUCUCAGCCAGUCCCAUUGCUCAUUGAGUUCCAUUCACCCUGUAAGUAAUUCUGGAAAGAAGCUACAGAAUGAAUAAACAUGCUAACUGAAAUUCCUUUUCACUUGAUGUAAAGUGAUCCUCUUAAGUCUAUGCUUCCACAAAUGAGUAGCAAUAUGAGAAAAUUGUAAAAGCUCUGUUUUCCUUUUUGUUAUCUUAUGUAAUAAACAUAAUUUUGUUAUUCUCUCUCUUGAAA
This is a messenger RNA of Monodelphis domestica (gray short-tailed opossum), 3915 nucleotides long. It is a transcript of the gene IFT74, whose product is annotated as intraflagellar transport 74. Gene Ontology annotation, cellular component: cilium; intraciliary transport particle B. The record is from RefSeq and is a predicted model, not a curated record. Gene Ontology annotation, molecular function: beta-tubulin binding. NCBI's taxonomy places the organism in Eukaryota, Metazoa, Chordata, Mammalia, Didelphimorphia, Didelphidae. Gene Ontology annotation, biological process: intraciliary transport involved in cilium assembly; cilium assembly.